Molecule: messenger RNA, 573 nt
Organism: Theobroma umbraticum
Lineage: Eukaryota; Viridiplantae; Streptophyta; Magnoliopsida; Malvales; Malvaceae
Product: heavy metal-associated isoprenylated plant protein 39-like
Molecular function (GO): metal ion binding
Source: RefSeq, a predicted model, not a curated record
ACCCUUGACCAUCCCUUCCUUGAGGCCUUUUGUAUUGAGUUCGGAUAUUCAAUGCUGAUCCAGCUGCAACGUAGUUCUGUUGCCUCCAUUCCCUGCAUAUCCUGAUCAAUAUCCUCAGAUGGCUCAGAAGGUAGUCUUGAAGAUAAUGACCAUGAAUGAUGAAAAGACAAAGAAGAAAGCCCUAGAGGCUGUUGCCAACAUUUACGGCGUUGAUUCAAUUGCGGCGGACUUGAAGGAGCAAAAGCUGACUAUCAUUGGCGAGAUGGACGCGGUUGCAAUAGCCAAAAGACUGAAGAAAAUAGGGAAAGCAGAGAUUGUUACAGUGGGACCAGCUAAGGAAGAGAAGAAAGAUGAGAAAAAAGAUGAAAAUAAAGAUGAAAAGAACUAGUUUCCCCUAGACGGCUAGUCCUUACUCUUUUCUGUAUUAUCAAUAGAAAUCGAAGAGUGUGUUGUUUGUUUAUCCUUUAGCUUAGCUAUGACUAAACAUGCCACCAUAUUCCAUCAAUAAUCAUCUGUUAGUUACUUUUGAGUAAUCAAAUGCAAUUCAAAGUUAAAAAUCGAUGUAUAAUUUCA